This is a messenger RNA of Phymastichus coffea, 1674 nucleotides long. RefSeq lists its product as uncharacterized. The transcript has 4 exons. NCBI's taxonomy places the organism in Eukaryota, Metazoa, Arthropoda, Insecta, Hymenoptera, Eulophidae. Gene Ontology annotation, cellular component: alpha DNA polymerase:primase complex. The record is from RefSeq and is a predicted model, not a curated record. Gene Ontology annotation, biological process: DNA replication, synthesis of primer. Bases 282 to 1547 code for a protein of 421 amino acids.
CGAAAGAAGGAUCGAUAGAUUUUUGUUAAAAAUAUUGUAGACUUUUUCUUAAAUGAAAAUGAUUUAUGAUUAUAUAUAUUUAUAUAAUUCUACAGCGAUUAAGAUAGUUUAUACAGGAUGAAAUUGAAAUGAAUCACAGUGUCCAGAACUCCAAAAGAAUAACCUGAUGUAAUUGUUUUGGAUAAAUAUUGUUUAUUGAUUUUCAAGUUCCAUUUAAAGAUUAAAGUUAAAAUAUAAUAAAAUAAUGAAGACGAAUGAUUUCAUAUAUAUAAAGCAAGAUAAUGUUUUAUAUACAACCACCAAAAGGGUUGGUAACGUUGCAUACUCUAGAAGAAAUAGUUUUUUCUCGUUUAGACUAUUUAAAUGUUUUAAAAGCUAAUAAAGUUGAAGCAUUUAAUGGCAAAUUUGAAUAUUUACUUGAAGGAUCAAUUCAUGAUUGUAUUGGACAUUUCAUAUUGAGAUUUUUUAUGUCAAAGACUGAUGAGCUAUUUUCCUUGUGGAUUAGAAAAGAAACAUUUCUCUUAAAACAUAGACUAUCUGUCAUUCGAGCAAACCAGUUAUAUAAAUUAUUGAGAACUAUUUUGAAACAUGUGAUUAGACGUGAAAAUUCAAUUAACUCAGUAGACAAUGUUUUAAUCAAUGUUUGUACAUUAUAUUUAACUCCUAAAGUGUUCAAGCAUAUUGUUUCCAAAUCUCAUCCUGAAUAUUGCACUAAAUAUCACCAUAAAAUCAAUUUUGAAUUAUUACCAGAUUUAGUAGAAAGAAGAGCUGUUGAACUUUAUAAGGGCUUAGCAACAGUUUACUGCUCACAGUGGAAAGAUUUGCUGCAAUCUCUCUUUCAAACUUUUAUAUCUCUGGAAAUAAAAAAUCAUCAUUCUUUGAUAGAAAACAUCAUUGCAGAUCCACGUUUAAGUAUCAUUCAUAAGAAGCUGCAGCAUUAUUUGUUUACCAAAGGUUACAACACUGGGAGGAUAACAGCUUCAAAUAUAGAUAACGAAGCUUUUAAUUUUCCUCCUUGUAUGGCUCAUCUACACUCUGAACUACAACGUAAACAUCGCCUCAGUCACUAUGCGCGUUUUUAUUACACAUUAUUUUUAAAAGAAUGUGGGAUGAGCCUAGAAGAAGCAUUUUUGUACUGGAAGCAGGAGUAUUCUAAACCCCAUAGCUGUACAUCUUCAUGUGUUCAUGAUUGGCAAACUAAUGUUAAAAAGUUUACUUAUAGUAUUAAACAUAUGUAUGGGUUGGAAGGUGGACGAAAAAAUUACCAAACUCCAUCAUGUCGCGGAAUCCAAGAACACAUUCCUAGUGCAAGUUAUGAGGGUGGAUGUCCUUUCAAGAAUUUUGACAAAGAAUCUUUAAAAACUUUUCUACUUAAAACUAUGACUGAUACUGAGGCAGGAAAAUUUAUAACAAACAGUUUCGAAGAGGAUCCUCAAAUCUCUUGCGCAAAUAUCUUCAAACUAAAAAGUACAAUUACAAUCAAAGAUAUUACCAUUACCAAACCAGUCCAGUAUUAUUUACAAAUAAUUAACUUUAAUCAAGUUUGAUUCUAUUGAUCUAUUUUCUUUUGUAUACAGCUUUAUAUUUUUUUUUGCAUUUUGAAAGUAAUGAAUUAAGUUUACCAUAUUGAUUUUUUUAUUUGUUAAAAAAUAAAUUAUUAUAUUUUUACCUAUA